Messenger RNA from Lacerta agilis (Sand lizard), 437 nucleotides. RefSeq lists its product as uncharacterized. The transcript has 6 exons. The record is from RefSeq and is a predicted model, not a curated record. The coding region runs from base 38 to 283 and encodes 81 amino acids. Lineage: Eukaryota; Metazoa; Chordata; Lepidosauria; Squamata; Lacertidae.
CCCAGCUGAGAGGGAGAACGAAGCAAAGAAACCCAAAAUGAAGUUCCAGGUUGCAGCUGCUUUCCUCGGCCUCUGCCUGCUGUCUCUGUGCAGCACCCAGGCUGCACCUGCGAAUGGAGGCAGCUUUGAUGGCAACAGUGUAGGAUCUGGCAGCUUCAACAACAAUGGAAACCAGUUUUGGGCUUAUGGAGGAAACAGUGGAAGUUUUGAUAACAACAAAGCUGGCGACAACAGCUUCAACAACAAUGGAAAUGAUAAUGAUGACCCCAUUGUUUGGUAUUAGACACCCAGGAAACCACUGCAACACAGAUACAAGUGCCUUCUGCCCCUUUUUGUUUCGUAAAUGAUUCUCUCUUGUGGGAUCUUUCCUUGCUGCUGAACCACCAAAACCUUUUCUUGCAAAUAAAGAACCUUGGCGUCACUUGUUGAUCAAUAAA